This is a messenger RNA of Ziziphus jujuba (common jujube), 2345 nucleotides long. Its product is annotated as probable inactive purple acid phosphatase 27. Bases 631 to 2100 code for a protein of 489 amino acids. The record is from RefSeq and is a predicted model, not a curated record. The transcript has 12 exons. NCBI's taxonomy places the organism in Eukaryota, Viridiplantae, Streptophyta, Magnoliopsida, Rosales, Rhamnaceae. Gene Ontology annotation, molecular function: metal ion binding; acid phosphatase activity.
UAACACUAACAGCAUUCAAUCACUCAUUGCUUCUGUCAUACAAGAAAAAAGCAGUGAUGGAAAAAAGUCAAUAAUUCCUCCACCAUCAUCUCAAGGGUCAGCAGGGAUUUAUUUGGCCUUAUAUACUUGAUGGCCGUGAAUCAACCACUAUUGAUGCAUAAAAAGUAUGAAUAAAAUAUAGUUGAGAGAAAAAUGAACCUCCAUUAUUAAAGCAUAUAAUGAAAAAGUGAAUGGAUUAUUGGUGUUUUUACUAGUCCAUUUCUUUUCUUUGAUUUGCAAGAGAGAUAUAUUUAAGCGUAACUGGAACAUAGCUUUCAGUUCAUAAAGAAAAUGACUAGAGUUUUGCUGUAUUUAUGGUUGGUGAACCUUGGAUUAGCUUGAUGGAUUUGGAGAUCAUCCACUUUCCCAGAUUGCCAUCCACAGAGCAACUCUUGCCCUCCAUGACUCUGCCUCCAUUAAAGCUUACCCUUCAGUUCUCGGCUUAAAGGGUGAAGAUACCCAGUGGGUCACUGUGGAUAUAGAAUACCCUGAACCCUCAGUAACAGAUUGGAUUGGUGUGUUUUCUCCGGCAAAAUUCAACUCAUCAUAUUGCCCACCAGUAGAUGACCAAGAUGAACAAAAACCAUAUAUAUGCUCUGCCCCAAUCAAGUUCAAGAAUGCCAACUAUUUGAACCCAAAUUAUACAAAGACAGGCAAAUCCUCUCUCAAGUUCAGGCUGAUAAAUCAGCGUGCAGAUUUUUCUUUUGCAUUAUUUUCAGGCGGGUUGUCAAAUUUUCAAACUUCAUAUCAUUUGAGAAUCCGAAAGCACCCAUCUAUCCACGCCUUGCUCAGGGGAAGUCUUGGAAUGAAUUGACAAUAACCUGGACAAGUGGUUACAACGUAAAUGAGGCUGUACCAUUUGUUGAGUGGGGUCUGAAAGGAAAAAAUCGAUUGAGAUCUCCUGCUAGAACAUCAACAUUUGAUCGGAGCAGCAUGUGUGGUUCACCUGCAAAGACGGUUGGCUGGCGUGAUCCUGGUUUCAUACACACUAGUUUCCUUAAAGAUUUGUUGCCAAACUCUGUGUAUACUUACAGGAUGAGUCAUCGUUUAUCAGAUGGUUCAUAUGUCUCUACCAAAUUCUAUUCCUUCAAAUCAUCACCAUAUCCUGGACAGGACUCGCUACAGCGUGUUAUAAUAUUUGGUGACAUGGGGAAGGUAGAGCGUGAUGGUUCAAAUGGUUAUAGUAAUUAUCAACCAGGUUCACUUAACACUACAGACCAACUCAUAAAAGACUUGAAAAACUAUGACAUAGUUUUCCAUAUAGGAGAUUUGUCAUAUGCAAAUGGAUAUCUCUCUCAGUGGGCCCAAUUCACAUCACAAGUCGAGCCCAUUGCAUCAACCGUGCCUUAUAUGGUUGCAAGUGGUAAUCAUGAACGUGAUUGGCCAAAUUCAGGGUCCUUCUUUGAUGGUACAGAUUCAGGCGGUGAAUGUGGUGUUGUGGCUGAGACCAUGUACUAUGUUCCAGCUGAGAACCGAUCUAAAUUUUGGUACUCCACAGAUUAUGGUAUGUUCCAUUUCUGCAUAGCAGACAGUGAAAAUGACUGGAGGGAAGGAACAGAACAAUACAGUUUCAUUGAGAAAUGCCUUGCAUCAGUAGAUAAACAGAAACAACCAUGGUUGAUUUUUGUAGCUCACCGUGUCCUUGGCUAUUCCUCUGAUUUCUGGUAUGCCUUCGAUGGCUCAUUUGAAGAAUCCAUGGGAAGGGAAAGCUUGCAGGGUCUUUGGCAAAAAUACAAGGUCGAUAUAGCAAUUUAUGGCCAUGCUCAUAACUAUGAAAGAACAUGCCCCAUACACCAGGACCAAUGCACAAAGACAGAAAAGUCUCGUUACUCUGGUACUGUGAAUGGAACCAUUCAUGUUGUGGUUGGAGGAGGAGGGAGCCAUUUAUCAGAGUUCAGUGAAGAAACACCAGAUUGGAGUAUUUACAGAGAUUAUGACUUUGGAUUUGUUAAACUCACUGCCUUCAAUCACUCAUCUCUCCUAUUUGAAUACAAGAAAAGCAGUGAUGGGAAGGUCUAUGAUUCUUUCACCAUUUCCAGGGACUCCAAAGAUAUGCCUUAAGCUUGUAUACAUACAUGCACAAUGGUUGUCAAACAACCAAUUCAACAUUUUGAACUAUAUUGAAUUGAAAAAAAUGAUUGCAAGGUCUUUUUUUUUUUUUUGGAUAUAAGGGAUGGAAUGAUUAAACGAAGGCUUUUUGUUUGAAAAACUGUAGAUUUUGCCAUGAGGUUGUCGGUUGUCCCAAUAGAGACUGAUUUUGAGGAUGAUAACAACAGUUUUAAUUAUAUAUCAAAUUUUCUACUGAA